Messenger RNA from Chenopodium quinoa (quinoa), 4345 nucleotides. Its product is annotated as LRR receptor-like serine/threonine-protein kinase. The coding region runs from base 614 to 3910 and encodes 1098 amino acids. The record is from RefSeq and is a predicted model, not a curated record. The transcript has 2 exons. Gene Ontology annotation, biological process: protein phosphorylation. Gene Ontology annotation, molecular function: protein kinase activity; ATP binding; protein binding. NCBI's taxonomy places the organism in Eukaryota, Viridiplantae, Streptophyta, Magnoliopsida, Caryophyllales, Amaranthaceae.
GAAGAACAAAUUAAAGGGACAAAACCCAUAUCUUUUCGAAGAUCACUAAACACACUUCACAUUUUUCGUAUCAAAUUCGGGUAUAUAUAUAUCAAUUACAACAUUUCAACCGUUGUAAAUUCUAGGUGGUACAACCAAAACUUUAUCACCGAUCACAAAACAUCAAGUAUGAUCUAAUAAUAUCUAAUACGGACGUGAGAGGGUUGUUAAUCCACAUGGUACAACCGUUAUUAAAACUCCUGUGGUAAUUUAUGGCCAUAAAACAGUUGAUAAUUACAUUUAGAAACCAAAUUCCAAAAAAGGCACUGUUUUAUUAAAAUUGAUAAAAACAAAAUUAAGGUGGGGGAAGAAAGAGAUAAUAUGACUACAAUAUGUUUAUUAAAGGGUGGACCCCUUUACAAAAAUAAAAAUCAGCAUCCUUAGUUAGCAAGAAGAGACAUACAACAAAAGAAGAAAAACAAUAAUAAUAUAAAAAAUUGAAGUGCAAGUAAUCUGGAGUUUGUGGGUUUUUGUUCUAUAAACAAAACAUGGGGUUUCCCCCCAUUCCCAAUUCCCAUUUGUAUAAUCCCAAAGUUCAAUCUCCCCUGUUUCUCUCUAUGCUCUCUCACCAGCAAUGCCUGCUAAACUAAGCAAUCUCUUCUCACUUUCUUCUAGUAAUAAUACUUGUAUUUUCUCCUGCACAUUCUUUCUUCUUUCUCUCAACUUCUUCCUUUUAUUCCAUUCUUGUCAUUCUAUUGAUGACCAAGGCCAAGCUCUUCUGUCAUGGAAGAACACCUUAAACUCCUCCUCAGACACUCUCAAGUCAUGGAUACCGUCCGACUCGAGCCCUUGCCGUUGGUUUGGGAUUCGUUGCAACGACAAGGGACAAGUUGUUCAGCUGAGCUUACAGUCAAUGGAUUUACAAGGUCCAUUGCCCUCAACUUUACAACCCCUCAAGUCUCUCAACACAAUUAUAUUGUCUUCCACAAAUCUCACAGGCGGAAUUCCGAAGGAGUUUGGUGAUUAUGAGGCCUUGACACUGAUUGAUGUCAGUGACAACGCCAUCACAGGAGAAAUCCCAGAUGAAAUCUGCAGGCUGCAGAGGUUGCAGACCCUUUCUGUUCAUACCAACCAGCUUACAGGCCCCAUUCCUUCAGACAUAGGCAACCUCUCGAGCCUUGUUUAUCUUACCAUCUACGACAAUCAGCUCAGCGGCGAAAUCCCACCAAGCAUCGGGAAGCUGCAGAAGCUGGAAGUGUUUCGAGGAGGUGGGAAUCAGAAUCUCAAGGGAGAACUACCAGCUGAGAUUGGGAGCUGCAGUAACUUGGUUAUGCUUGGGAUUGCUGAGACCAGCAUCUCUGGUAGCCUACCGAAAUCGAUAGGAAACCUUAAGAAAGUCCAGACAAUUGCAGUUUACACUUCUCUACUGUCUGGCCCAAUCCCAGAAGAGAUUGGGAACUGCACUGAAUUGCAGAACCUGUAUUUGUAUCAAAACUCAAUAUCAGGUUCAAUUCCAAAGAGAUUAGGGGAGCUGAAAAAGCUUCAAAAUCUGCUUCUAUGGCAGAACAGUAUUGUGGGUACUAUUCCUGAUGAACUUGGGAGCUGCUCAAAUCUGUCUGUCAUAGAUUUCUCUGAGAAUUUGCUCACAGGAAGCAUACCGAGAAGUUUCGGGAACCUCUCGGGUUUGCAAGAGCUUCAGCUGAGUGUGAACCAGCUAUCAGGAACCAUACCUCCGGAGCUCACUCGCUGUACUGGCCUCACUCACCUAGAAGUCGACAACAAUGCACUCUCAGGUGGCAUACCGGAAAGUAUUGGCGACUUGAAGAGCUUGACUCUGUUCUUCGCCUGGCAGAAUAAGCUCACGGGGAAAAUACCCACAAGCCUGGCUCAGUGCGAAGAGCUGCAAGCACUUGAUCUUUCUUACAAUAGUCUGAUUGGUCCAAUACCCAGAGAGAUCUUCGGGCUAAGAAAUCUCACCAAGUUGCUUCUACUUUCAAAUGAAUUGUCAGGAUUCAUACCACCUGAUAUAGGGAACUGUACAAAUUUGUACAGGUUCCGGGUAAAUGGUAAUAAACUGGGUGGUACUGUUCCAUCCGAAAUUGGGGAAUUGAAGAGCUUAAAUUUCCUCGAUUUAAGCAAGAAUCACUUCACUGGAAGUAUACCACCUUCUUUGUCAGGCUGCUCAAGCCUGGAAUUCUUUGACGUGCACUCGAAUGGGCUCACAGGCUCCUUGCCAGAAACAUUGCCAACAAGUCUACAGUUUGUAGACAUAUCAGACAACAGGCUCACAGGUACACUACCACCUUCUAUUGGCUCUAUGAAUGAGUUGACUAAGCUUAAUCUUGGUAACAACCAAAUCUCUGGUCGAAUUCCUGCUGAAAUUUUAUCCUGCAACAAAUUACAAUUGUUGGACCUUGGAAAUAAUGGGUUUUCAGGGGAAAUACCAAAUGAACUGGGUCAACUCCCAGCAUUGGAGAUCUCUUUAAACCUUAGCUAUAACCAAUUUUCAGGACAAAUUCCAACCCAAUUCUCUGGCCUAACUAAACUAGCAGUUCUUGACCUUUCUCACAACAAGAUCACUGGCAAAUUGGAUAUCCUAGCAAGUCUACAAAACCUUGUUUCCUUAAAUAUCUCCAACAACGAUUUCUCUGGGCAAUUACCCGACACCCCUUUCUUUCACAAACUCCCUCUCAGCAAUGUUGCUGGGAACAAGGCCCUUUACAUAUCUGACGGAAUAGAAAACAAAGCUGAUAAACAUGACCAGCAAGCUCGUUACACAAUGAAGUUAGCCUUGCCAAUCCUUGUUAGUAUAAGUGUGGUUCUGAUUUUACUAGGAAUCUAUAUGCAAGUCCGUGCUAGGUUAGCUGAUCAAAAUUCUCUUGAAGAUGACACUUGGGAAUUGACUCUCUACCAAAAGAUGGAGUUCUCAAUCGAAGAUGUCAUCAACAACUUGACUUCAGCUAAUGUAAUAGGAACAGGAAGUUCUGGAGUUGUGUACAAGGUAGCUAUGCCUAAUGGGGAGACACUCGCAGUUAAAAAGAUGUGGUCUACAGAUGAAAUAGGGGCAUUCAAGUCGGAAAUUCAGACCUUGGGCUCUAUACGCCACAAGAACAUAGUCCGGCUUUUAGGGUGGGGAUCUAACAGGAACUUGAAGUUCCUGUUCUAUGAUUACCUCCCAAACGGGAGCUUAAGCUCUCUCCUUCACGGUGUAGUGAAGGGUGGAGGAGCAGAAUGGGAGGCACGAUAUGACAUUGUUCUUGGGGUGGCUCAUGCACUUGCUUAUUUGCAUCAUGACUGUGUGCCAGCAAUCUUACAUGGGGAUGUCAAAGCCAUGAAUGCGUUGUUGGGUCCUAGAUUUGAGCCUUACCUUGCUGAUUUUGGGCUAGCCACACUUAUUGAUUAUUCAAGCAACGGAUGUUCCAAGAACAAUCAAAGAACACACCUUGCUGGUUCCUAUGGUUAUAUGGCACCUGAACUUGCAUCAGUGCAUCAAGUGACUGAGAAAAGUGAUGUCUACAGUUUUGGGGUGGUUUUACUUGAGGUUUUAACAGGAAAACAUCCACUGGACCCAACAUUGCCAGGGGGAGCCAAUUUAGUUCAAUGGGUCCGAGAUCACCUGCAAAAGAAAGGUGAUCCAGCCGACAUUCUUGAUGCCAAACUCAGAGGAAGAGCUGAUCCUCAGAUGCAUGAGGUGGUACAGACUUUGGCUGUUUCGUUUUUAUGUGUCAGUACUCGAGUUGAUGAUCGUCCUUCAAUGAAGGAUGUUGUAGCAAUGCUAAGGGAGAUUCGACAUGUUGAUAAUGCUAGGCCAGAGCCUGAUUUAGCCAAAGGGGCUGUGCAAGCUCUACCAACACCUUCUCCUAAACGAAAUGUGGUCAGCCAAGGGUCUUCUAACAACUCAUUUGCUUUCUCUGACGAUUCUUUGUGUUAACCAAGGUUCUAAUCCAAAGAUGAAGCCAUUGUUCUGUACAUUUCCCAGCUGAAGAAUUAAAUAGAGCAGAUAGAAGGGCAAAGACAGAGUUCUCCUUAAGGCUAAGAAUGUGAUAUCUUACACAAUACUAUUAUUAGGUGUUUGUAGAUUAUACUAAUAAUUAGCAGUAAUUUGUACCAUAAGUUUGUGACGUACGAGUAGUAUUAAACUGCUCGGCAAGAUUAAAUUGUUUCCGAUGUCUUAACAAUGUCUUAUGCUAUGUAGGAAUGUCACCUUAAGAGAAGGAAAUGGCUUAAAUUUCUAGUGAUGUAUAAACCAAGAAAUUAGCCAUGAUAGAAUAUCAAAGUUAAAUUAUGGAGGGAUAGGUUCAAUGAUUGGUGAGUUUGGAUUGUUGUUAAUUAGAAUUUAAUGCAAAAGAGAAUGAGAUUCCUUUGA